CACCGUCAGUAUAGCGACACGCUUCGCUCGUGCCGUGUGUCGCUUCCGCUGCCGCACCCGCUAAGCUAUGAAGGUUAAAGUGAAGGGAGCUAGGUCCAAGAAUAUGGACAAGCUGAUAGCCGCUGUCCAAGCACGCGAAUGCUUGUGGGAUAAGAGCUAUAGAGGUCACAGGAAUCGGUUUAAGUUGGAGCGUUAUUGGAAUGAAGUGGCCGCGGAAGUUGGUACUACAAGUAUCAAUUGCAGAAAGAGAUGGAAGAACCUCAAGGACCAAUGUCGGAAAGAGAUGAAAAAGAACAACGAAUCAGAAUGGCCUCACUUCCAGAAAUUGAAGUUCAUCCACCAUCAGUUCCUGGCUGAAGAGGAGGAAGGCGACGAGGACACAACAGAUGAAGUCUUUAAUGGCUUGGAUGAAUCUAUUAAACGGCCCAAGUUGGGUUACACCAUGAGAAAGAAAUUGCUUAUGAACAAGAGAAGAACAAUUGACGUUGAUAUGGACAAGCUGAUAGAACUGGUGCAGGCCAGGGAGAUUAUAUGGAACAGACAGCUGAAGGGACAUCACAAUUGGUAUAAAUUGGAUGAAAGUUGGAAAGAAAUUUCUCAACAACUUGGAGUUACGCGCGAUGAAGCCAGGCUUAAAUGGAAAUAUCUACGCGACCAAGCUAGAAAGGAAUGCCGUAAGCAAGUAUCAGAAUGGGAAUAUCUACCGAAGCUUCAGUUCUUAACAAAUCAGUUUAAUGACUACGAAGGUCAUGACACAACAGACGACCACUUCAACCAGGACUUCGAACCCACGCCUGAACAAAGCAGCAGUUAUUACUUGGAACCACCUGCAACAAAUGAUAUAAGUGUCAAAGAUGAUGAAUUCGACGAAUUCGAUACUAAACCUAUCAUAAUGGAGACAGAUUUUUACGACGACGAUGAUGAAGCCCAAAAAGGGACAGGAAAUGUUGGAACUCCUGAACCAGCUAAGGACGAAGAUAUCGGUUUUUUCAAUAGUCUCAUACCCCAUGUUAAGAAACUACUGCCAGCGAAGAAAUUGAUGCUGCGGAUGAAGAUACAGGAACUGGUUUAUAAUACAGUGUACAGUGAGACCUAGGACAGGCCUUUUGGGGGUGAAGACCCUCAAUUUUAUUGACGUUUUGUAAUUUAAGUGCUGUGCAAACCAUAAGGAACAAUGAAAAAACAACAUUUUUAGGCAAUGUUUUGCUGAAAGUUAUGAUAUAUGUAGUGGUUUUAGGAUGCAUAUGAAUAACUGCAUAACACAAAAAUAAAAAGAUUUUUGUAUGCUUGGAUAAAGUUAUCAAAAUUAUUAUGCACUUCUUGAUAGGAACAAAAAGCCAUUUAUCUAUUGUUAUUUUCUUAUGAUCUGAUUAAUUGCAUCUGAUUUAGUUCACAAGCAAGCCUCAAAAAUCACGUAAGAAAUAAAAAAUUAAAAACAUUAAACUUUGCUUUUCCCAAAUUUUUUGGUUUAAAUGAGUCUCGGUCUUAGAAAAGGAAUGAUUUUCCUCGAGCUCUUUUAAGUUAUAAAUAAUAACAUUAUGUCUCAAACGCAUAAGUUUGCUUGAAUUUAAAACUGUGUUAACACCAACUCCCCGUGACGGAAUCAAAAUAUUGAAAAUUAAUCGCAAUAUUAUUUAUUGUAUGACAUAAACAUGCCUACGUUAUAACAUAAAUUCAUGGAAACAUAAAAAAAAUGUUAGUUUUAUAAUUUCUUAGUUCCUUAGGUUUAAAAACCGUUCUUAUUCCUUAAUUUAAGUAUUAUAUAUUAAUGAAAUAUCUAUAAUACAUUUGUGUAUAACAACCCUAUAGCAUAAGGUCAGAUAUGUAGAAAAAAAACAACAUUGAAUUGUAUUCAACAACGACGUAUUUAUUAAAGCAAAGUAAGAUUA
Danaus plexippus (monarch butterfly) is the source of this 1889-nucleotide messenger RNA. RefSeq lists its product as uncharacterized. Lineage: Eukaryota; Metazoa; Arthropoda; Insecta; Lepidoptera; Nymphalidae. The record is from RefSeq and is a predicted model, not a curated record. Gene Ontology annotation, molecular function: DNA binding. The coding region runs from base 68 to 1096 and encodes 342 amino acids. Gene Ontology annotation, biological process: regulation of transcription by RNA polymerase II. The transcript has 3 exons. Gene Ontology annotation, cellular component: nucleus; transcription regulator complex.